AUGACCCUGAAACAGUGGCUGGGAGUAGGUUUCGGAGUCGUGAAUGGCCUCGGCCUCGUUCUCAACAUCGUCGUCCUGCGACCUGUCUACAUUCUGGGAUUCGUCCAGAAGAAAAGCCCUAUAUACAUCAUUUCGCUGGUGAACAUCAUGAACGACAUCAUCCAUUUGUCGCUCGCCUUUUUUUACCUGGUGCCCUGUAUUUUGACAGAGGUUUGUCCGUUCCUUCAGGAGUUCCAAGCUGCAAAUUCCACCGAAGUUCUCAACUAACUAGCCAUUUUGAAGAGCUGGCUGUUCGAAGAAGGACAGACGAGUGUGUACGCUGAACUGAUCUCCUCCAUGUUCAUGUUCGCUUGGUACACGGGCUGUCUGACGCAGAUCCUGAUGGCCAUCAACAGGCAUUUUUCUGUAAAAGGCGUGGUGCAACCAGAAACAAUUCAGACUUGUGGUCAUCUGCUGCCGAGGCAACAACUUCUUCUCGCACAAAAACACGAUUUGCUUGUUCGUGGCCUCAACUCCACUCUUGUUGUUUGCGACCUGGCUAGCUCAAUACGGAUUCAGCUGUUGCAAGUUUGUCCCGAUUUGUUGAGAAAUUUCAUCUAGUUGAAGAUAGAGCAAUUUGUGAGAUGUAUCAUCGGGAAAAACAAUUGAAAUUAAUUUAUGACUUCUCAAAAAGGUCUCUUUAAAUAUGAUCUUUUAUCCAAGUUCUCAUUUUUGUUUUCAGGUUCUCAUUCGACCACAGGUAUCUGUCCUACUCGUACGUGCAGAUCGAAGGUCUCCCCAACUACUCGAAUCAGUUCAUCGACCUCUGGCUCAACUCCACCACCACGGGGAUCGCCGUGAUCAGCUACACCAUUGUUGGUUUUGAAAAUCUUUCCGAAAAAAUAAUAUUUUCUGUCAAUUUGAAACAAAACUGACGUCAGAUCUUCGUCUCGGUGCGCAGUACAUCGAAAACGGUCGUUCUGAAUAUGUCGGCUGAGCAGCGUCGUUCUCGUCGAGUCAAAGAGUACAGGUUAGCUUUCGACCAGUUCUGAACUCCGUUUUCUACUUUCAAAGGUCAAAGAAUAGUUUUAUUAAAGCGGAAAAAAAAUGGAAAAGUAGAGUCCGAUGAAAAUUUCAUAAGAAAGAAGUAUAGCGUCCAAAAGUCCUGGAGAUAAUAUUCAUCUUUAAAAUGUCUCAAACUUGAAAAAACCUCCAAAAAAAAAAAUCGACUUCUUUAAAAAAAUAUUCUUUUCUUUUUAGCGGCGGGGAGGAAAAGAAUAAUAACGGGAAAUUGGGAGUAAAUUUUCAUAAAGUAACCCACUAGGUAUAAGAUAUUUGACUCUUAGUUCCAUAUUUAUUUCUGGUAGUUGAUUCAAUAAACUUUGGCAAAAGAGCAACUCGAUAAAUAGAAAAGACCUACAAGUCAAAGUCGAACCUUACAGCUACGCGGUGCAGUUCUUCUUGAUUUCCGUGUUCUACACGUUCAGCUGGGUUGCCUUCCGAGUGUUUCCGAUCCUGAUUGGGGAAUCUCGCGUCGAAUGGUUCGUUCUCAUCUCUCUCUGCGUCUCCAUCAACAGCAUCGCCAACGCUUUGAUCUACGUUUUGACCAACAAGGAGGUCGAGUUUUUAUUGAUAUUUCUCUUUUCAAAGAAUCUCAUUUCAGGUUCAAAACCAGAUCCUCGCUUUGGGAACAAAGUUGUCCCACAUAAACAGCACCCACAACGGCAAUACCUCCUACGCCAAUCAUCCAACUGCUCCUUCUGUUUCGAAUUAA
Molecule: messenger RNA, 1753 nt
Organism: Caenorhabditis auriculariae
Lineage: Eukaryota; Metazoa; Nematoda; Chromadorea; Rhabditida; Rhabditidae
Source: the annotation of a GenBank genome assembly